UCUUGAUUAUUUUUGUUGUUGUUGAUUUAAUGAAUAUUUUCAUUGAAUCUCAUUCAAUUAUCAUUCCAAAUAACAAAUCUUUGGUUAUAAAUCGUAAAGAAUCAAGAAAAUUAAUACAAACUGUACCAAUUUUAGGACCACCAUCAUCACAAUCACCAUGUGUAAUAUCGAAAAGAUUAUUUCUCCUGUUAUUAUUACCAAAAGCAUUAGUUUAUAAAUGUUUUACGACAACAACAACAACAGAACCUAUUGUUACUGAAACUGAAACUGAACCGGUGAUUCCAUCAACAACGAUAAUAUAUCCACCAUAUUAUUAUCCAUAUUAUCUAUUUUCCGAAAAUAGUAAUUGUCGUAGACCAACAUCGUUAACAAAUCGAAAUCCAAAUUAUAAUCGUCCAAGACGACGAAGAAGACGACGACGACGAAGGAGAAGACGGCGUCGACCAAAUCAACAACAACAACGUCGACAAAAAAAAAGAAAACGAAGACGACGAAAACAACAACAACGUCCUAGAUGGUUGGCAGUUGCCAAAAAACGUCCAUUAAAUCGACGACAGAAAAUAAUCGAUCAAUUUGAUGAUUCGAAUGAUAAUGAUGAUGAUUUUUUUAAUUUGAAAAAAUCAAAAUUAACAAAACAACAACAACAACAACCAAAACAAAAACAACAAAUUCAUACUUUACUUUAAUCACAUUAUUCAAUCUCAUGAUGUUGUU
Dermatophagoides pteronyssinus (European house dust mite) is the source of this 714-nucleotide messenger RNA. RefSeq lists its product as uncharacterized. NCBI's taxonomy places the organism in Eukaryota, Metazoa, Arthropoda, Arachnida, Sarcoptiformes, Pyroglyphidae. The record is from RefSeq and is a predicted model, not a curated record.